Molecule: messenger RNA, 2445 nt
Organism: Juglans microcarpa x Juglans regia
Lineage: Eukaryota; Viridiplantae; Streptophyta; Magnoliopsida; Fagales; Juglandaceae
Product: protein MLP1
Exons: 7
Coding region: 70-2280 (736 amino acids)
Source: RefSeq, a predicted model, not a curated record
GCUUUCUUCCUCAUCGUCACAAAAAGCUCUCUGCAUCCACAUCUACCUCCAAGGAACGAGUAGGAAACAAUGGCUUUUGAGUAUGCGUUCCCCGAAGAAGAAAUAGCCGUCAACGAGAGCUUCGGGUACCCAAAAGCCUACGCUAGGCUCUGCCGCGACCGCCGUGUCUGUCCCUACAACCAUGGCCCUCCUUUCACUUACAUACCUUACGGUCUGGAGCAAGAUGAGGCGUUGAGAGCAAGGGAAUUGGAUCGGAUGUUCCCAAUCAUCGACCCAAAAGCUAAACCAUCUACAAAGCCCAAGAUCUUUGUCAGUCUGUUGUGGAAGCAGCUCAACCACCUUGGGAAUGCCGGCUUUGACCCCGCAGUGAUUCGAGUCGACCCAUAUGGAAAUGUUCUCUACUAUCACGCUGAUUCGGCUUCUCCUCUCGCUUGGGAUAUUGACCAUUGGUUUCCUUGCUCAAGGGGAGGGUUAACGGUUCCAAGCAAUCUGAGAAUAUUACAGUGGGAAGUCUGCAAGAAAAAACAUAAUAAGCUGGAGUUUUUAGUUCCAUGGUGGGAAUAUCAGCUGGGAGUCUCAGUAAACCGGUUCUUGUCCCUUUUUGCCUCCAAAAACUCAGAUUUCAGGCACAGAGCAUUUUCAUUUUUGUUUUCUGAAGGUGAAAAUGAAGAAUUGAAUGCUUCACAGAGAGUAGAUUCGCAUUCUUUUCCUCAACAUUUCAUUGAAUCCAAAGAGAAAAUGGGCCUUGCUCCCGCCGCGAUUGUUGUAUCUCGAAGGGAACCGUACGACACAACGUUAGCUUUGAAAUCCCUGGAUCACAAUAGGCAGCUAAGGCCACAGUCCCCUGCUAUUGUUGCAAGAAAAGCAAAUCCUAAUGUCCUGAAAGAAAAUGAAAACCCGGAUCUUGUUACGAACCCGUACCAAGCAAUUGUCAUGGCUAGAGAUUCCUUGAAACAAAGAGAGGAAGCUUUAAAGAUGCAGACAGAAAUACAGAAACUAAAUGACGAAGUAAAUGAAUUGAAGCAAAAGAAUGAGGAGGAAAGGCUCACAAUCCAAGAACUAGAAUUGGUGCUGAUAAAACGCAGGAGAAGGGCAGAGAAGAGCAGGCGACUGGCAGAGGCACAACAUUCAUAUAGGACCAUGAUAGAGAAGAUGAUCCGAGAUGCAAUGCACCAGAGUGUCAUAUAUAAAGAACAGGUGAGAUUGAAUCAGGCUGCAACUAACGCACUCAUGGCAAGACUUGAAGCACAGAAAGCCAUUAGCGAUGCCUCAGAGAAUGAACUUCACAGGAAAUAUAAACAAAGGGAUGAGAUUCAGAAGCAGAUUAGGCCAGACUGGGAGCAAGCUAGGAAGAGAUCAAGAAUGGAUGAUGCCUUACUUGAAGAGAGGGACAGUAGAACUGUUCUACAUUUACCGAGGAUCAAGCCAAGGACGCCUGUACACAAAGAAUUAAGAGUAUUCCUAGAGGAGGAACAAAGGGCAUCUGAAGCUGGUUCAUCGUUUAACGAAGAACGAAAGCAGAAAGAAGAAAUUGAGAAGGAAGUGAAAGUACCUGCAACGAUAAUUACUAUAGAAAAGCCCGAGGAACAUAACAGACCCAUUGUUACCUUGGAGGAUGAAAACCCACUUGAGGAUCAGCUUCAGAAACUUGAAAUAGGAGGGAAGAAACUCAACAACAUUCAGUUACUUCCUCGAGAACCAGAAACAGAGGAAGAUGAAGAGAGCAGAAAGCAGCGCGGAAAAGGAAACGUAGAGAAAUGGCUUCAAAUGCUGUUAGAGAAUACUCAAGAAGAAUUGGAGACUGAACAUUCGAAUGAAGGCGAAAAGCGCAGCAUUGACGGAAUAAUGAGAAAACAGAAUCCAAAGUACUCGCAAAAAGAGAAACGGCAGAUUAUUGAAGAGAAUAAUGGUGGGAAAGAGAUAGAAGAAAUCACCGAGAUGGAAGCCAGAAAUAUUCGGACAGAAGAGAGAAGAGCGGGUGAAGUGGGUCGUAUGGGUGAGAGAGUUGGAAGUAGUAGCUUUGAAGGGGGGAGGGAAAGAAGAGACCAUAGUAAUAAUGGAAAGGAAAGAAAACUAGUGAGGUCUGAGAGUGCGAGGGGCUUUCGGCGAAUCCCAUCUUCUCCAGCUCUGAUCUUGGGUGGUAUGAGAAAGGGAGUGGACUGCAUGGGCAAGAAGCCGAUCGUAAAUGGCGAUGAGGAUAGUGAUGGAGAUCGUGCUGCAGGGAACAACAGUUUCAUCAAGUCAUCCAUAAGGUCGAUCAAGAAGGCUGUCAAAAUAUGAAACUCAACUUUGUGGCUUAUGCAUGUAUCUAUCUUGCUUUAUCUUUCAUUUUAUUUCUUUUAUAUUUUUUUGGGAGUGCUAGCAAUUGCUCUUAAAGCUGAAUAAUUGUGUGAAACUUAGGUAUUCUAUUGUUUUUUAAUUUGUCUAUAAGAAUGGUUUUCGUUA